AUGACAAUGCUCAUCAAGUGGAUCUCGGUUUUGUUCUUCUUCUUCCUGAUACCACUUCAAUCAACGCAAAAAUUAACAGAUUCGGAAAACAAAUUGAGAAAAGAAACAUGUGGUAAAGGUCUGAAAUGUAUGUUAUUUGAGAACAGUGAUAGGAGGAGAAUAACGGAUGCCCCAUGGAACGUUGCAAUUGAAGUGAUGAAUGAAAAAGAAUCUGGAUUAUGUACUGGAACAUUGAUUUCUUCUCGUCAUGUCAUCACUGCACGACAUUGUUUUGCACUCUUGAAAGAUGAUGGAUAUUUGCAGAAAUUCGAAAACUGGGAUUUUGAAAGUCCAAAAUUCAUCGUGAAUUCCAAUUUCUGUAUCUGA
This is a messenger RNA of Caenorhabditis briggsae, 366 nucleotides long. The transcript is spliced from 3 exons. Lineage: Eukaryota; Metazoa; Nematoda; Chromadorea; Rhabditida; Rhabditidae. The coding region runs from base 1 to 366 and encodes 121 amino acids. The record is from RefSeq and is a predicted model, not a curated record.